Vespa crabro (European hornet) is the source of this 4039-nucleotide messenger RNA. Its product is annotated as immunoglobulin superfamily member 10-like. NCBI's taxonomy places the organism in Eukaryota, Metazoa, Arthropoda, Insecta, Hymenoptera, Vespidae. The record is from RefSeq and is a predicted model, not a curated record. The transcript has 7 exons. The coding region runs from base 537 to 1406 and encodes 289 amino acids. Gene Ontology annotation, biological process: synapse organization. Gene Ontology annotation, cellular component: neuron projection membrane.
CCCCCCCCCUCUCUUUCUCCCUUUCAUCUCGAUUACACGAACUUUAUAUACGAUUGUUCGAUCGAUAUCCACUAUCGCGAGUAAUAUAAUUAAUCGUGCGUUGAUGGGAAAUAUACUGUAAUUAACUCUUUUCGAUAAUAGUUUAAUCAUUUCGUUGCUAAAUACGAGUUCGAGUAAUUUCAAGUGCGUCGAUAAUACGAGCCAUACCGUAUUAAUAAAUAAUUAACGUGAAUUCAAUCGGAUCCAUCUUGAAGUAAUAGCCGAAUAAAAAUUAAAACGUUCAUUGAUCCGAUAAUGAACGUAAUUAGAAAGUAACGCGUUAACGCGUAUUCGCCAUAUCGAAAAAAAAAAUCACGUAUAUGGGACAUCGAGCAACAAGGGAGAAAAGGCAAAGGGAACAACGAUAAUAAGAAUAACAAGAGCAACAACUAAGAAGAUAACUUAUUGAUAAGAUACAAAAGGAAUCAUUUGUACGGAGGAUUAAGUUUCACACUUGAAUAUCGUGUAAUUGAUUAUGGAAAGUUAGUUGAACGAAGAUGUUGAUGAGCGCGUGUCUACCCUUACUAAUUGUAACUACUUCGUUUAAUCUGAUACAUCCGACGGAUGCAGUAAAUGCAACAACGAGCUCUUCGCAAAAUGAAAAAAGUGACGAGGAUGAUACGAGGGAUGUUAUCAGACGUGGAGAAUUCGUAACCGAUGUCCUUGCACAAAACGGUGGUAGUGCUCUACUUCCCUGCAAAUUCACCGAUUCUGGAAUAAUAACAUGGAUAAGACGAAAGGACAAACAGCUUUUGACAUUAGGAAAAAUCACCUAUUCCAUAGAUACGAGAUUUACCGUUCUACCGGAUAAGCCUAAUUGGAAUUUAUGGAUUAGGAAUGUUAAACAAGAGGACGCUGGUAUCUACGAAUGUCACAUACAAACGGACCCAGGGAAACAACGAUUGAUACGUUUGAACAUUACCAAUGCCUACUCCGUUAUACCAGGAAGUCCAGAUUUACAUGUGAAACAAGGAUCAAAUUUACGUUUGGAAUGUCGAUUGAUGGCGUUCGCAGAAACACCGAGUUUUAUAUUUUGGUAUCGCGACGAUCGUAUGAUCAAUUAUGACGACGAGCCUGGGGUCAAGAUCGAGGCUACGAAAAAUGGAUCAGUACUUCUCGUUGGUAAAGUUAGAUUAUCUCAUGGUGCUAAUUAUACUUGCUUACCGAGCAAUGCAAGGCCUACUUACAUCAGGAUACACGUUAUCGAAGAGGAAGAAAAUCCAGCGGCCAUGCACGAUAGCGGCGAUCGAAGAAGUUCAACGUCCAAUACGAGAUACGACAACCAUGUCUUCGUAUACUUCCUUACAAUUUUUUCACUCGGAACUUUCGAAUUAAUAUUUUCGAAAAAUUACUUAUCAACAACGUGACUGUCAAUUUCAUAUAUUGUACUAUUUCAUAUGGAUCGUGCAUAUUGACGUAAGUUUUAUCAAAUAUUAUUGAUGAUCGUGCCAUUAAAAAAACAAGACGAUUGUUUUGUCGUUAAAAUGAUUCAUUAGAAAAACAAAAAAAAAAGAAAAAAGAAAAAAAAGAAAAAAAAAUAUUACCAUCUCUCGAUUAUCAUGGGAUAAUGGAAUAUUUAAAAACGAAAUUGCAAUUUAUUUACAAUUGUAAUUUAUUUAUAAGUAACGUUAGAAUAAUCUAAUUCGAUUCGAAAGCUCUUAUGAAACACAAUACAUCUAAUAAACAUUGAAAAUUCAUUAUUCGUAAUGUUAACUCGUAAAAAGAGAUUUAUCGCAAUUAAAGGAUUCAUCGUAACCAUUGAUUUCUUACGGAUGAUAUAAAAGAAAAAAAAAAAAAAGAAAAAAAAAAAAAGAGGAAAAAAACAAAGAAAGAAAGGAAGAAAAAAAAUAUAUCAUAAUUCUAACGAAACACAUUAGAGAAAAAUUUAUAUUUAAGAAAUUCUUUAUAAAAUUUCACACGUAAUGGAAACAAACGCAAAAUCGUAAUUUCUUGUUUUUUUUUUUUUUUUUUUUUUUUUUUUUCAUCGAGACUAUACAUUCAUUUCUUACGAACGAUUAAUAAAGAGAGAAUAAAUUCGUUGACGUAAUAGAAAAAUCAGAUUCUAAAAGAAAAUGAAGAAAAAGAAAAAAAAAAAAAAAGAAAAAAAAAAAGAAAAAAAAGGAGAAAAGAUAUAGAGAAUCUUUAAUGAACCAAUCCGUUUACAAGAACAUUCUAAGGAAACUUAGUAAAUUCUCUAGGAAGUUAACUCAAAGGAUACGUUUCGAAUAUCACAAGAGUAUGUAUAUCAUUUCUCCCGUGUAUACGUCUGUGUGUCUGUGUGUAUCUGUAUGUAUCUGUAUGUGUGUAUCUGUAUGUGUGUGCGUUUGUGUAUAUAUACGUGUAUAUCUAAUCUAAUACAAUAUCGAAAACUUCCGACGUCAUUAUUAAGGGAAAAUUUCGACCUCGUCUUCUCUCUCUCUCUCUCUCUCUCUCUCUCUCUCUCUCUCUCUGUCUGUCUGUCUGUCUCUAUCUCUCUCUCUCUCUGUCUCUAUCUCUCUCUCUCUCUGUCUCUGUCUCUGUCUCUGUCUGUCUCUAUCUCUCUCUUAUAGCGAAGUUACGUGGUUAUAACUUUUGACACGCGUUACAAUCCGCCGUCUUGACGAUACUAAACUUUCCGCCAUUUUUGUCUUCCACCCUCUCUUCUCUGUACACGUUACUUUCCUUCGCCUACUCCCCGAUCCUAAAACUCUCGUCGAACGGGAUGCAAACGAGAAACGAUAGAUCGACGUCGAGGCAACCCUAUUGUUAAGGGGCAUUAAAAUUCCCCUAGCUAGAAAAAAAGAAAAAGAAAAAAAAAAAAGAAAAAAAAAGAAAAAAAGGAUAACAACAACAACAACAACAACAAAAAAGCUCCGGUGAACAUUUUUCAUUUUUCGUUGCUCUAUUUUUUCUUUUUUUUUUCUUUUUUUUUUUUUCUUUUCUUUUUAGAGGGAUGGACUCUACUAUAGCUGGAUGAGAAGAGAAGUAGGAGUAGGAGGGGCCGGACGGAAUGGGACGGGGAGAGAAGGGAUGUUGGACUGGACGGAGGAAUUACUUUUCUUUUUUCCUUAUCUUUUUUGUUUCAUUUUUUUUCCUCUUUCCCUUCUUUUUUUUUUCCUUUUUUUUCCUUUUUUUCCUUUCUUUCUUUCUUUCUUUCUUUCUUUCUUUCUUUCUUUCCUUCCUUCUUUCUUUCACUUCUUUCCUUCUUUCUCUUUCUCUUUUUCAACGUAGCGUGUUCCGCCAUUCUCUCCAUGCGCGUCUAAUACGAAAGUAUUGUAUAAUGCAUUACUUUAUGUCAGAACAGUCACGCGCUUCGCAGCACGAUUUUUCGCAGUUAGCUGGGCACUUUAUUAAAUUCCACGCUACCAGGCGCGACGUCUUGAAUGCGUUUUAAUUAAUCCAGUAAUUGAAGGUAUAUAUCGCGGUAGAAGCGAAUAAUAAUUUUCUACCUCAUUGAAAAUCUUCUCUCAUAUUUUAGAAUCUGAAUUCCUACCGAUAUCGUAGAUAUAUAUCCUAUAUCUAUGGUAUAUAUUGUAAUCAACAUUUUAUUUGUUCUCUUCUUUCAUCGGUUAAAAAAAAAAAAAAAAAACAGAAAAAAAAAUAAACAAAAAAAAGAAAAAAAAUAUUCUUGAACGAUGUAUAUUCUGUAAAGGGGGAGAGAGAGGAGGAAAAAAGAAAAGAACGAAAAAAAAAUCGAUCGCCGUUAUUCCUUCUUCGAAAGAAAAGCACGAUCAUUUUCAAGACUCACUGCACAACAAUCAAUAAUAAUAACAACAACAACAACAAUAAUAACGAUAAAAAUAACGAUAACGACAAAACAAUGAACUAUGUCUAUGUAUAAAUGUGUUCAUCGAUAUAUAUAUAUAUAUAAAAUAAUCUCGAUAUUGUGAAAAUUAAUUUUGAAAAAUAUGUUCAAAGAAAAAUUGAAAAUCAUGAAUUAGAUGUAAUUGAUAAUAUGUCGUAUUAAUAAUGGGAAAAAAUAAAAAAAAAGAAAGAAAGAAAAAUAAAAGAUAAAGACAGA